This is a messenger RNA of Plodia interpunctella (Indianmeal moth), 896 nucleotides long. Its product is annotated as endocuticle structural glycoprotein ABD-4-like. Lineage: Eukaryota; Metazoa; Arthropoda; Insecta; Lepidoptera; Pyralidae. Gene Ontology annotation, cellular component: chitin-based extracellular matrix. Gene Ontology annotation, molecular function: structural constituent of chitin-based larval cuticle. The record is from RefSeq and is a predicted model, not a curated record. The coding region runs from base 484 to 873 and encodes 129 amino acids. The transcript is spliced from 4 exons.
AAUUUUCUAAUUUUUGAUCGUAGUCCUACCGAGUACGGUACGACUACGGUCCAAAAUUGGGGAGUUGAAUCAGUGAACAAAAGAAAAAACAACAUGUCGAUCUAAUUAAAUAUGUUUUAUUUAUCUUUCACCGCUCCCACAUGAAUCUUAACAUUCUAAACACGAAUCUAGAGGUCAUAGGCCGCACUACCUGUUACAUCUUCAAACAUUAAGCGAUCGUCUCGGUGUCAACACACCGCACAACUGGCUCCAUAAUAAAACAAUAUUCUAUAUCCUUGUGACAGUAAUUUUUUUUUUAAUGUACAAACGAAUUAAGUCGCGGAAGCUUUAGUUUUAAUUUUUAAUAAAAAAAAAUGCAAAUAACUGACCAUAAAUAAUAAAUAUAUGAACUUUAUAAACGUCAGGUCACGUACGUAAUCACAAGGUCGUACGUAAUUCAAUUAAAUAGAUCGUUAACAAACACGUGAAAAAAAAAACAAGAAAAUGAAGAUCACAAUCUUAUUAAUCAUGACAGUGGCGGCAAGAUCGUCGCAAGCGCAGACAAGCAUCGACGAUAUUGUGCGCAACGACUUCCACGGGCCCAACCCGGAUGGCACUUACAAGUGGGCGUUGCAGACAAGCGGUGGUAUAUUCCACGAGCAACGCGGUUCAUUGCAGACAGCGCCGGGUGAUGAGCCUAGUCUCGUGGUCGAAGGACAGUAUCAGUAUACAGCCCCCGACGGACAGGUCAUAAAUCUGCUGUACAAGGCAGACGAGAACGGGUUCCAGCCGCGGGGGGCGCACCUCCCCACCCCCCCGCCGAUCCCGCCCGCGAUCCAGAGGGCGCUCGACUUCUUGGCGACGAAACCCCCUUCCACUGAUGAGGAUUUUUGACGAAUAAAAAUUAAUUAAAAAUA